Messenger RNA from Rhipicephalus sanguineus (brown dog tick), 6825 nucleotides. RefSeq names its product paired box protein Pax-5 (gene sv). Gene Ontology annotation, molecular function: DNA-binding transcription factor activity, RNA polymerase II-specific; RNA polymerase II cis-regulatory region sequence-specific DNA binding. Gene Ontology annotation, biological process: regulation of transcription by RNA polymerase II; anatomical structure development. NCBI's taxonomy places the organism in Eukaryota, Metazoa, Arthropoda, Arachnida, Ixodida, Ixodidae. Bases 427 to 2292 code for a protein of 621 amino acids. The transcript is spliced from 13 exons. The record is from RefSeq and is a predicted model, not a curated record.
GACUCAGCUGCGGUCCUUGCGGGGGCACCGAGAGCAAGCGGGCUUCGCCACUCGGCAGCAAAGAGCCCCCACCCCUGGGCGCGGCGAAGCGUGGCGGGGACCCUCCCAGGGUUCCUCCUCCCUCGGAACCCUUGCCUUGGAGCGCACCACCAGGAGCAGCCAGGUGUCACAGAAGGCCCCGGCGACCCUUUCGGGAUGGUAGCGCUCCGGCCCGUACCUCGCGCGGGACCCCCACGAGGGGCCUGAGCCAAGUUCAUCGCACGUGGGAUUGACACCGGUGCACCGAAGGGAUUCACGACCGUGCGCCUCACUUCUGUGAUUGCUACCGCCGUCUUGUGAACCGUGAUCGUUUUUCUUUUCUGCGUCGAGAGCAGCAGCUGCGGUGCCUCGUAGCCUGCCUGGACUGUGUGUCGGCUGGUGAACCUCAUGGAGAGGCUCAUGAUGAGGUCCUCUCCGAGCAACUACAACGAUGUGAAGCUGAAGCUGCUGCAGGAGGGUGGCCUGGAGUUCCGCGACGCGGACAUGCUCUACCCAGCCGAUCCGACGGCGCAAGUGGUGUCGUACGCGGCGGGGCCUUUGCAGCCGCUGCCGCCGCACGAAGACGUCUACGGCUCUACGCAGCUGGGCGCCAUCAUGGACUUGCAACAGCAACAGCAGCCGCAGCACGUCCAGGCCUCCCAGGUCCAGGACCACGAGCCCAAGAAAAAGAAUGCGAACAACCGGGCCACCUCGUCUAACCAGAGUUAUAUGGACCACCCCCGAAACUCCAUCAACGUUCACGCCGAUUCCAUGCAGGGCGAUGACACUGGUCAUGGUGGCGUGAAUCAGUGGGCGGGCGUAUUCGUGAACGGCCGUCCAUUGCCGGAUGUGGUGCGGCAGCGCAUCGUGGAGCUGGCGCACCAGGGUGUCCGGCCCUGCGACAUCAGCCGCCAGCUGAGGGUCUCCCACGGAUGCGUCUCCAAGAUACUCGGAAGGUACUACGAGACAGGCUCGAUCCGGCCGGGCGUGAUCGGCGGCAGCAAGCCGAAGGUGGCCACGCCCAAGGUGGUGGACGCCAUCGCGAACUACAAGAAGCAGAACCCCACCAUGUUCGCCUGGGAGAUCCGCGACCGGCUGCUGGCCGACGGCGUCUGCGACCAAGACAACAUACCCAGCGUUAGCUCCAUCAACAGGAUCGUGCGCAACAAGGCAGCCGAGAAGGCCAAGCACCACCACGUGUCGUCCAACGGCGGCAGUCCGCAGCCCCAGUCGUCGCCCACGUCGGUGAUCACGCAUGCGCCGGCAUCGGCGCACGAGUCGAGCGUCUCUGCGGCGGCGGCCGCGGCUGCCCUGCAGAGGCCCUCCUACUCCAUCAACGGCAUCCUGGGCAUUCCCAGCGCCGAGGCGGCCAAGCGCAAGCGCGACGACCAGGUCUCACAAGUGCACGGCGACUCGGCGCGAGACAUGAACGGUGACCACGGAAUCCACGAAGAUGAAGUUAAACGUUCCAGGGCGCAGUACAACGGCGAGCAGAUCUACUCCAACCUGAGUCCCAACAUGUGGGCCAAGUGGACAAAGCAGGACGAACUGAAGGCCGGCAUGGCGGACCUGCCAACGAGCAACGGGUCGCCGUACCAUCACCUGACGUCGCAGACGUCUCAACCCGCGCCCCCAUCGCAAGGCGGCGCCUUCGAGCAGGCCUUCAGCCCCGUGGUGUCGUCAGCGGAGAAGCAGCCGGCCGAAUACGACGUUGCGAUGACCACCAUCAACUCGCAGUCCACCGCCGUCUACUCGCCGCCUCUCGGCAGCAAUUCGCUCACCCCUCUGACGCCCAUCAGCAUGCAAGAAGUCAAGUCCCUUGUCAACAGCGGAGCGUCGCUCAUUGAAACUAGUCCAAAUCCACACUCCUACCAUCCAGCGGCCGCGGCGACCGGUAGCGAGAUCCAGGGCAGCCCUUCACCGGCCAAGGCCGAGGCACCGUGCCCACUCUCGUCGCUAACGGUGCUGCAGCCCGUCCAGGGGGCCAUCCCGGGCUACGGCUCCAGCUUCUCGCAGUUCUCGGCCGCGCCAGUGACGGGCAGCGCAGUUGCCAGCUCUGCGGUGGCAGGCAUCCCCGGCGCCGACUACGCCUACGCAUCGCCCUACACGCAGUACUCUUCGGCAGCAGCGUAUGGCGCCUACGGCUACGGCUCCAGCGGAAUCAUCAACCCGUCCUACUACUACGCCCAUAGCGCCAGGACCGGGUCGGCCGGCACGGGCCUCAGCAGUGCGGGUCCGCUCAGUCCCAACGCGUACAAGGGCGAGCGCUGCUGACACCUGCGGGACGCCUAAGGCCCGCCGACCGCGUCCACGGGACAGCACGCCCCCCAUGCUCUGCCGCCGCCGGCAGGCCCUCGCUCCGCUGACUCACGCGACACUGCGGAGCGCAGCAGAGCGCAACAACGGAUCCGAAGAUACCACGACGGCCGAGGCGGCAGAGGCAGCGGUGACGGCGGCGACCAUCUUGAAGCAGGCUGCGGACUUGGCCGGCAACAUUUAACUUGCGUCGUUCCCCGUGCGGAGACGAUGGUGCCUGAUGGGGACAGUAUAGACGAGACGAGGAAAACCGCGGCGGAGGCAGCCGCCGGCGGACGAGUGUGGCGCGUCGACGGGAGAACCGCGCGUCGGUGGUGAUCGGUUCCUCGCGAAAACCAAAGAUCUUGUGUCCGCCUUGUGGACUCUUUUGGACUUGUGCGAAGUAUACGUGAUGCGCAAGAACGAUGACGACGACGUUUAACGGGAGUCUCCGGCGCACCACGUCGUGCGCGCAGCACGGCAGCGGCGCGCCACAUUGAAUGCGCGGGGCGGCUGCGCGAGACGAGGUGAUGUACAAUAAUAUGACCGCCCAGAGUGGGUGUACUGUACGACUACCAGAAAGGUGAUUCGGAUGCCGCGAGAGCUGCCGUGUGGCUCCCCGCCUGGUUGAGCGAGCGCACCCACGAUUACGUCUUGCGCCACGGUGGAAUACACCGGCGACCUUUUUCUCUGUUCUCCCACUUGUAUGUUCAGCUCAUCGGGGAGCCGAAUUCGCGAAGCUUCGUAUUCGUGCGGCUUAUCUGGCAUUGGCUUCUUACGCUCAUUAAUUUUACGUCCGCAAUCGGAGAUGGCUGAAUUUUUUUUUCUGACAAAAAGUUCUAAGGUUAGAGCUUUAUGUGAAUACGCACUGAAGUGUAAACAUUGCUAUGCAAGCUUUAAUAUCUUUCGUGAAAGGUCGACAAAAGAAUUAGUUAAAUGAGGCCCCGUUCUCAAAAGGAGUGAACGCGGCAGUUUUUCGCGUGAGUACAGUAGUCUGUCUUACUUUUUUUUUCGGGAAGAGUAAAGGCAAGCAGAGUUACAUAUUCUUGGAGUAAACUUAAAGAUAUCAAUAUACUCACUCGGGAAGAAAAUCUAAGAUAAGGAAAAAAAAGAGAGACUCAAGCAGGUGUGUCACGUGCGUUAGUUGUGAAGGGAAUGCUGUUGACGCACCGUCACACCGAGCAUUAUUUAGGCGCGUACAAAUGUCCAAGGCGCAAGGAGCCACGCGGCAACAGCUUUUGACGCUCGCUUCCAUUGGCAAGCACUGGUAGUUUGUGUAAAGGAAAAAAAAAAGAAAACAAGGGGGCGUUCGUCUACGCCGCCACGUCUCAGAGGCAUCAUAAGGAAAAAAAAAAUGUUGCGGUGGCACAAGAAGUGUGACUUGAUCUGGUCGCCAGGAUAUUUCUAUCCAUCCUUACAUCAACCCUGCUUAUUAGUUUACAUCGACAACCUUUUGCCCGUGUCCCCCCCCCCUCCUUCCUUCGUAUUAUUUUUUUUGUUUCUCCCUCCGGAGGACUGUCCUCGUGCGUAUUAUUUACAGCAUAGCACUGCGUGUAUUUAUCGGAGAAGAACGAAACACGACGCAGAAGAGAUAUUAACGUCGCCUCUCCACUUUGUACCAUACAAGGCGUAGUUCCGCACGACGACGGUGGCGACGAUCGCUGCUGAUUCUACAUGGUCUCACGCCACGGUUUGCUCAAAGUUUUACGUUUGUCUACGCACACGUUUACCUGUCUGCGAAGAAAAAAAAAAGGUUCGCAGUUUCACAGCCACCACACGAACGGAAGAAGACACACACACACAAAAAAAACGUGAAGUGUAUUCGCUGUAAACGUUAUCAUCACGUGUUUCUGCAAAGGAGAAAGAGCGACCCAACGGCGAAGCGCAUGUUGUUGCUUAUCUGCAUGUUGUUAUGCCGGGAUGAGAGCUUCGUAUAGUUCAGCGGCAGUGGCUUGGGGCCCCUUGGUGUCCUUGCGUUGCUUCAGGCGCGCCUUUCGCUGUAUUGAGCGACCGCGUAAAUAAAUAAAAUUUGGACUUCGUAAAACUUCAGUGCUUUUCAGGGGAAACUAGCCAGAGUGCUUACUUAUUUUAUAAACCGAAAAAAGCAACUUCGGGGAGGAAAGACACAUCGGAAGUCAGAAACGACGCUUUAUUUGGUCCGCUAAAGAAAAACGUAUAUGCGUGCAUGUUACCUUCGCAAAUGACGAUAUACACGCAUCACGUAAUAUGAAGUAUCAGGCUUUGGCGGGCUUCAGCAUAAGUCGAAAAAAAAAAAGAGAGACAGAACCUAAAGAACACGGAGUUCUUGCUGGAAGGCCUGAAACUGUUCCCAACAGCGCCUUCCUCGAUGUCCGCCCCCCGAGCCGCCGCUGUAACUCCCAAGCUCUCCUCCUCACUGGCUGCGAAGCACGCGGCCGCUUCACGAAGCCGAACCGCAGGCGUCCGACUUGCGCCACGGUUUUCUCGCUGUAGACGAUGUAGGUCAGUUCAUUGUAUAGUCCAUACGGUUCACCCCCUUUUAAGUGGCAUGCUUCUUGAAUGUGUAUCAUGUGUUUACUAAUUUAUACAAACCCUAUGACGGAGAGGUUGGAUGAAAAGUAAGGGCCGAGAGAAGAGGCGCGAACGGCGAGAAAGAGCCGUUCACCUACGAAAGAGACGAUGUACAUUAUUACUUCCCGCCGUGGUUGUGUCUGCUUGGUGUGCGAGUUUCGUUUAUAUUUUUCUUUUACUGUGUGCGCGACUCGUUCUUUUUUUGUUUUUUUUUUGCGUGCGCUUAUACAUACUUGUUAGGGCGUAAUGAGUGAUGCCGCGUGUGACACUGCUGACGCGGGGCUCUUCGUUCGGGCAGCACCGUUCCAUCCCGCUGUACAUGCGGAAUCCCUCCGUCUUUCUCAUGGCAGAUGUUCACUUAUACCCUCCACCCCCCUUUCCUCUCUCCCUCCGCUCUUAAAAUGGCAUAUUGUGUGUUGUAAGAUAUUUUGCAGGAGAACAACAUACAAUACGCGUAGCGUUUUUAUGUUGCUUACAUGUUGUGUUCCAAUUUCCUCUUUAUUUUGCCUGCCUGUUCGUGCUGUGUGUUGCCGUAUUCGUAUUUGUACUCCCUUUUUUGUCGUUUUUGUUAAUCCUUAUUGUUUCUGAGAGUUGCACCCUGUGAUGAAGAACGACACCCUUGUACAUAUAUACAUCACGCCGUAGGCGCAUUUUUUUUCUUCUUCUACUUUUUAGUAGCGAUAAAAAGUGAAUGACGCGAAUGAGGAAUCUUCUUUAAGGAUACUGGUUUAUAUUUUGGAGCGGCAUGAUAGUUUCGGUAGGUGCUGUGAGAUGAAGGCAUCGCCGCGACUUGCUGGCGUCUUUUGAGGCUUUGACGGCAGAAAUCAUUCGUCGCCGCUUCCAAACAAUGUGGAAAUAAAGAGUGCCGAUGAGAAGCCCUUAGCUCCGGUGUUAGCCGCGGGCAAAACUUACGGAACAGUGAGUGCGCACGAGUUUCGUGGAGCCACUGGCGACUCUUCCAUAGACGAACGAUUGUUUCCGCUGAGGCGCACUCUGAGGCAUAAAAUUACGGCGGCGGCUACAUUAAUAAAGUUUGUUGAGGCGUGCACCAAACUGUUUUAUUUCUUGUGUCGUCAAUGCGAACUGUAAACGCACGCAAAUAUUGCGGAGCGGUAAGCUACUUAAGGAUCUUAUUGUGUGUUCAGGAGAUGAAGAUUGUAUACCGGUGUUUUGCUGGAGUUUGCGGGGCGUGGAACUCCUGCGUAUAGCGUCCAUCUCUGUCUCGAAAGGCCACGAAUGUUCCUCAUCUGCGGUCACAUAUGCAUAACGUGCGUGUAGGUUCAAUCUGUUCUCUUCAUAGCUAAUAUAUGUUUUUUUUUUUUCAAGAAUAAAGUUCCAACGAUUUGUUUUGCACAACACCUGUUCUUGAUCCAGCAGCAUAAAGACUGGUUCAAAGAAGAGCACGUCACACUGCUUUGAGAAUAGAAGCCUUAUUUUAUUAUUAUUUUUUUUUUGCUGCACCCCGAUUGAUCUACAGGCGCAAUUAUAUUUGACAACCAUUUAAGCAUGUCAUGUGGCACACCGGUUUGAAUAUAUAAAUCUGGAAACCUUGAAUCUCGUUCAAUGUGUGAAAAGUCGAACAGAUUAGACGGCUUCCUUUUAUUUCUCGGCUCUCUACGUGCAUCUGCCAUCAUUCCUUGCCUAUAGCGGAACCUCGUAUUGACCGACUAUUGUGUAUCCGAGCAGUGUGCGAUGCCUUCGAUUGUGCUGUACCAGAAAAUGAGCUUUUUUUUUCUUUUUUUUUUCUUUCUUUAAAAAAAAACAAAAGACAUUUGCGCGCGGCGCUGAACGAACUCGACGCUGAGUGAUGCUUUGUCGGCCAGAGGCUACGCGCGGCUCUGUAUCUUUUCUUUGGUUGUGUACAUGAACUGAUUGCCUGGACAAAAAAUGUACGUGUGCGGGGCUGAGUGACAAGUGUGCAAAAUGUGAUGACUGCGUGAAAUAAAACUCGAUGAGUAUGCA